Molecule: messenger RNA, 4243 nt
Organism: Selaginella moellendorffii
Lineage: Eukaryota; Viridiplantae; Streptophyta; Lycopodiopsida; Selaginellales; Selaginellaceae
Product: ABC transporter C family member 10
Biological process (GO): transmembrane transport
Cellular component (GO): vacuolar membrane; plant-type vacuole
Molecular function (GO): ATP hydrolysis activity; ATP binding; ABC-type transporter activity
Source: RefSeq, a predicted model, not a curated record
UUGGGAUCUUCUUCCUUUGUCAGUGCGUGCUUGGAGUUUUCCGGGAGCUGGCGGUUCUCCAGCAAGCGCGAGCAAUGUCGGCGGUGAUGGAAGCGCUUCUUCGAAUCUGCACUGGUACGUUGGCAGCCACCGCGGGAUUUCUCUAUCUCGCGAUCGUUCUGGCGGAGAAUCGUCUCUGGCCGGCGCUGCGAUGGAUUCCCGCGACAAUGCAGGGAUCGGCAUGGCUGGUUCUUGCUGCAUCGGCCGCUCUGAGGCGGAUUCCGGGGAAAUACGUCAGGGUUUGCGCCGCGGCGAUUGCCACGGGCUUGGCGGCCGUGGCCGUGGUGAGGAUUAGUGAUCGAUCACAGCAGGAAACAGGGCCGGCAUUCUGGAAGCUCGUGCUGGAUAUUGCGGCAUUUCCAAUCAGCUUGCUUUUCUUGGCGAUCAAAGAGAAGAAGAGCGAAGAAGAGGCACGCGCUAGGCUCCAGGAGCCUCUUCUUCUACACGACGAAGCUCGAAGCAAGAAUGUUUGCCUCAUCAGUGGAGCUGGAUGGAUCAGCCGUCUCUAUUUCCUGUGGCUCAAUCCUUUGCUAGCUCUGGGAAGUAGAAAGACUUUGGAAGAGCAGGACAUGCCUCGAGUGGCUCCAGAGGAUCGAGCAGACACAAAUUACAAGGCUUUUGUGGAGCUCUGGAGUAGCAGCAACAGCAGCAGCAGCCAGCCAUCUUUGUUUUGGACCCUCGGACGGUGCUACUGGAAAAACUUUCUCCAGAAUGGCGUCUACGCAUUGGGAAAAUGUGUCACUGUGACGGCUGGUCCUCUCGUCCUCAAAACUUUCGUGGCGAGCACAGCAAAGGGUGGCAACGUCUCACAGGGGUAUUUUCUGGUGCUGGUUUUGUUCCUGGGAAAGGCGGUGGAGUCGGUCUCCCAGAGGCAGUGGCUUUUCGGAAGCAAGAGGCUGGGAAUGCGAAUGCGAUCCGCGGUUAUGGGAGUUUUAUACAGCAAGCAGCUCAAGCUCUCGGGCCUCGCUCGGAGAACUCACGCGACAGGCGAGGUGAUAAGCUACAUGGCUGUGGACGCUUACAGGAUAGGAGAAUUCGGCUACUGGGUCCAUGUUGUGUGGACUACUCCGCUUCAGAUCGCGAUGGCAGGGGCAAUUCUCGUGCAUUCGGUUGGAACGGCGCCAGCGUUCGCAGGUCUCACGGUCAUAGGACUCUCCAUGCUGGCCAACAGGCCCAUGGCCAGGCUCCAGCGGAAGUUCCAGAACGGCCUCAUGAGUGCUCAGGACAAGAGAAUGAGAGCUACUUCCGCCAUUUUGCGAAACAUGAAGACUGUGAAGCUGCAAGCUUGGGAAGAGAUGUUUAAAGCCCGAAUCAAGGAGCUGAGGGGCGAAGAGCUGGUGUGGCUGUCCAAAGUCCAGUACCGCAAAACUUACAACGCCUUCAUCUUCUGGCUGCUGCCGGUCCUGGUUUCGACGAGCACUUUCAUCGUUUGCUGGCUUACGGGGUACCCGCUGGAUGCGAGCAACGUGUUUACGACACUGGCCACCUUCAGGAUAAUCCAGGAGCCGAUCAGGCUGGUCCCGGAAGUGAUUUCCGCAAUCGUUCAAGUACGAGUUUCCCUCGGAAGGGUUUCAACUUUCUUACAAGACGAAGAGCUUGAUCCUAAAGCUAUCGAAAGAGACGUUAGUGGCGAUGGCGUCGACAUUCAUAUGCACAACGCCAGCCUUAGCUGGGACCCGGACGAAGGCAAGGCUAAAGCUGAGGCAUCUACGCUGAAAGAUAUAAACCUGACCGUCCACAACGGAUCACGGGUGGCAGUGUGCGGUGAGGUUGGCUCUGGGAAGUCGACAUUACUUCUCUCUAUCCUAGGAGAAGUUCCCCUUCUACACGGAAAGGUUAAAGUCUCUGGUAGUAUAGCGUACGUGGCUCAGGUAGCAUGGGUACAAUCUGGAACAGUCAGGGACAACGUUUUAUUUGGCAUGGAUAUGGACAAUAAUCGCUAUGCUAUGGCUCUGAAAGCUUGCGAAUUGGACAAGGACAUAGAAAGCUUUCCUUUCGGUGACUUGACUGAGAUCGGAGAGAGGGGACUUAACUUGAGCGGCGGGCAGAAGCAACGCAUUCAACUUGCUCGUGCAGUUUAUCAAGACGCGUCUGUUUCUCCGUUUAGUGCCGUGGAUGCACAAACCGGAUCUUCGCUUUUCAAGAACUGUAUUCUUGGAGUUCUGUCUCAGAAGACUGUCAUCCUUGUGACGCACCAAGUCGAGUUUCUUCAAAAGUUUGAUGCCAUCUUGGUGAUGCAGAAUGGAGAAGUUUUGGAGUCUGGAAAUUAUGAUGACCUUCUUGCGCGAGGCGCCGUGUUUCGGGAUCUCGUGAUGGCACACAAGGAUGUAAUGUCCACUUUGGACGCGAGAGGCACGACAACCGUAUCGAAGAAGACGGGUCUUCAGCAUCGGAAAGGUGAAGAUUGCACACCUGAAGCUUCGAAGUUUAAUCAGCUAACCAAGGACGAGAAGAAAGAAUUUGGUAAUGCUGCCUACUUGGACUACAUGAAGCAAGCCAACGGAUUCUUUUACUACGGGCUAUCCACACUUUCAUACAUUGUCUUUCUCUCGGGUCAGAUGGCUUCUAACUGGUGGAUGGCUUCUGAGGUUGAAAGUUCAGAGACAAAUACAGGAAAACUCAUAGGUGUGUAUUCUGCAAUUGGGUUGACAACGGGAGCUUUCCUCUUCAUUCGAUCGGUUCUCAUUGUUAUUAUGGGACUGGCAGCGUCGAGGUCGUUCUUCAACAGCACAAUGGAUUCUUUAUUCUCAGCACCAAUGUCUUUUUUCGAUUCCACACCAAGCGGCCGAAUACUAAGUCGGCUCUCAGUGGACUUGAGCAUCUUGGACCUCGAUAUUCCGUUUUCCUUUGGGUUUUCAAUCUCGGCCUUCCUGAGUGCUUUAGCUAACUUGGGAAUGACAUCUUCUGUAACAUGGCAGAUUCUGGUGAUCGUUGUCCCCAUGAUGUACAUCAACAGACUCUUACAGGUUUAUAACUUGGCAUCUGCUCGUGAGCUGAUGAGAAUCAACGGAACUACAAAGGCACCGAUUUUGAACUACUUCGGAGAAGCUAUGUCAGGUGCUACUACAAUAAGAGCUUUCCGCAAGCAGGAGGAUUUCACGAGGAAGAUUCUGGAUAUGAUUGACACUAAUACGAGUCCUUUCUUCCACAAUUUUGCUGCAAGAGAGUGGCUUAUUCAAAGGCUGGAGUCGCUGUGGUCUGCUGUUCUUUGCUCCUCCGCGUUGAUUAUGGUUAUUUUGCCCCCUGGUACAAUUUCUCCUGGAUUUGUUGGGCUUGUACUUUCUUACGGUCUGUCUUUAAACAAUUCUCAGGUUGCGAGCGUGCAAAACCAGUGCAACCUGGCUAACAUGAUUAUUUCGGUCGAACGAAUUAAGCAGUACUUAUCUUUACCUGUUGAAACUUCCUCUAAAACUGGACUCUGGCCGUCUUGGCCCAGUGAGGGGAAAGUAGAACUUCACAACCUCCAGAUUAGAUACAGUGCAGACGCACCUCUCGUGCUUCGUGGCAUCACGUGUACUUUUGAAAGUGGUCAGAAAGUCGGAGUCGUAGGACGGACUGGCAGCGGAAAGACUACUCUCAUUAGUGCGCUCUUUCGCAUUAUUGAUCCAGCCGGUGGACGAAUACUUAUAGAUGGAGUUGAUAUUAUGACCAUUGGCGUUACAGCCUUGAGAUCUAGGGUGAGUAUAAUCCCUCAAGAACCAACAUUGUUUCGUGGCACCGUCCGCUUCAACCUGGAUCCGUUUUCUAAGUACACUGAUCAAAAGAUUUGGGAGGCCUUGGAUAAAUGCCAACUUGGAGAAAGUGUGAGAGAAAAAAAUCUCAAGCUGGAGUCCUUUGUUGGAGACGACGGCGAGAACUGGAGCGUGGGAGAGAGACAAUUGUUUUGCUUGGCUCGUACGCUUUUAAAGCGCAGCCAGAUCCUGGUGCUUGACGAGGCAACGGCGUCCAUCGACAAUACCACCGACGCAGUUCUCCAAAAAGUGCUCGGAGACGAGUUUGGCAAAUGCACAACGAUCACAGUCGCUCACAGAAUCCCAACUGUGGUUAGUAGCGACAUGGUUCUGGCGCUUGAAGAUGGAUUACUGAUGGAGUUCGACAGACCUGCAAAACUGUUGGGGAACAAAUCCUCCCUGUUUUGCCGAUUAGUAGCAGAGUACUGGUCGAAUUCAUCCCUUGAAUGAUUUUGAUUCUCUUCGAGCUAUUA